Frieseomelitta varia is the source of this 2071-nucleotide messenger RNA. RefSeq names its product laccase-3-like. Gene Ontology annotation, cellular component: plasma membrane. Gene Ontology annotation, molecular function: copper ion binding; oxidoreductase activity. The record is from RefSeq and is a predicted model, not a curated record. Lineage: Eukaryota; Metazoa; Arthropoda; Insecta; Hymenoptera; Apidae. Gene Ontology annotation, biological process: iron ion transport.
AUGAAUACUCUCCGACGAAUGUUUUUACUUUUUAUUCUCAUUCUUGCUGUUACAGAUCAAAAUGCAGUCUCGCAAUCUAUUAUCGCGGGUUACGCACCCGGCGUUAGUGGAAUGUCAUCAAUUAAUGAAGAAAAUUGUUUGAAUGAAGAACUUGUUCUGAACUUUACUGAUUUGUCGAAUGCUGCUGAAUGUGCACGAACAUGUAAACUGGGAGACUUAAAGACGUGUUAUUAUAAAUUCGUGGUUGAACGUUAUCCCAUUAAUGGCCAGGCAUGCAAUUUAUGUAUGCCAAAUGCUACGAAUAGUUUGUGCGCUGAUUGCCAAUGUGUCCCAGGGGAUGGAACGCAGCGAAUGGCUUUGACUGUGAACAGAAUGAUACCAGGUCCAAGCAUACAAGUUUGCGAAGGAGAUUACGUCGUGGUUGAUGUUAAGAAUCUAUUAAAAUCAGAUUCGAUCACGAUUCAUUGGCACGGUAUCUAUCAACAAGGUUCUCCUCAUUACGAUGGGGUCCCCGAUUUGACACAGUGUCCGAUCACGAUUGGUAACACGUUUAGAUAUCAAUUUUUUGCCAAUAACCACGGAACUCAUUUAUGGCAUGCUCACACUGCAUCACAAAAAUUGGAUGGUAUAUUCGGAAGUCUUAUAGUACGAGUACCAUAUGAGAAUGAAGCUUAUUCGAAUCUUUACGAUUUCGAUUUAGCAAACCACGUAAUCGUUAUUAAUGAUUGGUUUAAAGAAGAAUCCACGAACCGAUUUCCAGGUCGUAGGGCCGGCGUAAUUCGCCAGGUUGCCGAUACUUUCUUAAUCAAUGGAAAAGGAAAAUUCGUAGAUCCCACUGGCAGUACGACGAAUAUUCCUUAUGAAGUGAUCACCGUGGGUGCUAAUCAUCGUUAUCGUUUCCGUUUAAUUAAUUCCUUCUGUACCGUUUGCCCUGGAGAAUUGAUUAUCGAAGGCCACAGUCUUACUGUUAUUGCUACCGACGGUCAACCUAUAGAACCUACCGUAGUUAAUUCCAUAGUUUCUCUAGCUGGAGAAAGAUAUGAUUUCAUCAUUGAUACUAAUCGAGUACCUGGUGCGUAUUGGAUACAACUGCGUGGAUUGAAUGAUUGUGAUGCUAAGGGCAUUCAGCAAUUAGCCAUACUGCAAUACGAAGGAGCACCUACUAAGCCAAUGACCAAAGAACCUACCUUUAAGAAUCCUAUUCCUAAGGGUGUUGUAUUAGAUAUCGCAAGUUCUGAUUGUUCUUCGCGUAUCUGUGGCGAUAAAUUAAGGAACGCAUUACCAAUUGAUCCAGAUAUUCUGAAGAAUGACGUAGAUAUGAAAUUGUAUUUACCUAUCGCUUCUCAAAAAUAUCAACCAGAAGAAAUAUUCGUACCUAAUACAUACAAUAACUUUUUGGUGACAGGUCCAAAGUCGAUAUCAAUCACUACGUUAAGCAACAUAAGUUCAGCUUCUCCAUCUUCUCCGGCGCUCACCCAGUUAGAAGAUAUUCCUGCAGAUGCAUUUUGUAAUGCCGAAAAUUUCCAUCCAGACGUUCCAUGCACGUGUAUUCACUUGAUCAAAAUUCCAUUAAACUCUAUUGUAGAGAUCAACCUGAUAGAUGAGUAUAAUUUGCCAAGUUCACGACAUCCCUUCCAUUUGCAUGGAUACAGAUUCUAUGUCAUGGGCAUGGGUCAACCUUUGGGUCUUCCGAAAUCGGGUAUUAAAAUGACACUCGAAUAUUUUAAAGAACUUGAGAAGAAAAAUCAGAUUGUAAAGAAUUUUGAUUCUCCUCAUGGAAGAGAUACUCUUCCUGUACCAAAUAAUGGAUAUGCUAUAAUUAGAUUCCGAGCAAAUAAUCCAGGAUAUUGGUUGUUCCACUGUCAUCAAAUUUUCCAUCAUAUUGGUGGUAUGGAAGUGAUUUUACAAACUGGGGAGGUAUCUAAUAUGUCAAAAACGCCAGAUAAUUUCCCAAGAUGUGGUAAUUUUAAACCGAAAAUACAACAUACAGUGUGAAAUAGGAAAUUAAUUGAAACUAAAAAUGAUAAAAUAAGCUCAAAAUGAUCAUAUAUUCAAUAAAUAUACGUAUAUA